Molecule: messenger RNA, 4173 nt
Organism: Lodderomyces orthopsilosis Co 90-125
Lineage: Eukaryota; Fungi; Ascomycota; Pichiomycetes; Serinales; Debaryomycetaceae
Exons: 1
Coding region: 1-4173 (1390 amino acids)
Source: RefSeq, a predicted model, not a curated record
AUGAUAACUGAUAAUGCUCCAAACUUAAAGAAACUAACUAAAGAUGCGUUGUUGACUCGUGACGUUUUCGGAAGAACCGUGCUCCAUGUAUCUAUAUUACUGAAUGACCCCGAGUCUUUGAACCAGCUUACAAAGAACCCUAGCUUCAAAUUUGUUCUACAUGCUUGUGACUAUGAAAAUGGAUGGAAUUGUAUGCACUAUAUCAUUUUUUAUAAAAGACUACAAUGCUUCAAUAUAUUGAUUCAAUACUUACAUACCAGCUUAGGCAAUUUGUUUGCGCCGAAUGGAGCCCUCAUUGAGUUGCUUAAGUGCAAGGAUCGGUGUGGGUAUACUUGCAUGCAAUUGGUGGAUCACAAUCUUUCGAGUGUCCAUUCACUUCCGAAAUACAUAGAUGUUCUUGAUGGUUAUAAUUGGAGAAGCAAGGGCGAGACGGGUUCAAACGCUAAGCGAUUGCUUUUGAGUACAGAUAUUUCAAAGGAUGAGGAGUAUGACAUUGAUGAGUUCCAACUGUCUGAUAAUAUACGAGGUGGUUCUGAUAUUUAUGUGAUCGGGUGCAACAGCAAUAGCCAAUUAGGUCUUGGAGAUUCAAAGGAUAGAUCACAACCUUUAAAAGUUUUUGACGAUGCGUUCAUUUGCGAACAAAAUGAGUCCGAAAUUCUAGCUGAGAGGUUUUGUAAGCCGAGGUACAAGAAGAUGGUCAUUUCAAAAAACCAUGCUGCAAUUAUUACUGUUGAUGGGGAUGUAUUCACCUGUGGUGUUGGAUCUAGAGGAAGGUUGGGCCACGGUUCUGAUAAUUUGACAAGCUCAUUCAAGUUUAGGAGAGUUGAAUUUUUCCAUAAUGAAUCGAAAACGGUACAGGAUAUAGCUAUUUCGAACAAUCAUUCAAUUGUUCUAACUAGUGAUGGUGACGUGUAUGCAUGGGGGAUGAACGGCUUUAACCAACUAGGUGUCAAUACUCCAUCUACAAAAGCUAUCAACAAUUACUUGGAUGAUUGGAUUGCUACACCUGUAUUAGUUGCUGGAGAGUUGAGAAAAAAUAAAUCCAGGAAGCUUUUAGGUGUAGAUGUAUCCAAAAUUCAUUCCGUCACUUGGACAAAGAAUGAAUUGUAUUUUUGGGGAUUGAAUGUGGGCCAAAUGGGGAUUCAACGCAUUCGUGACGACAUUGAAGUUAAGUUACAUGACGAAUCUGUAAAGGGGGAAGUUCAAACAUCUCCAAGGAGCACAAAUCUAAGAGAUGAAAUUAAAUGCGUCAGCACCACAGAGCUAUGUACUUGUGUGGUAACGGAACUCAACGAUAUUCAUGUAUACUACAAUUUUCAACAUUACAAAUUGCCCAAGGUCCCUGUAAAGGGAUUGGGGGAUAAAAACUUUGAUUUGUUCAAACCUCGGCGGUUAACCGAAGGAACAGUGAUUAUAAAGAUUAUCACCCGAGGUCCCAAUAGCUCUAUGGUGUUAUUGUCGAAUGGUUCCAUCAUGAGCUUCUCAUUGAAUUCUACUGACGUCAAAAACACCAAGUAUGUUAAUGUUUGGAAGCCACAGAACGAAGAUAUGAAGGUAGUUGAUUUUGAUAUGGGAACUGAUGGAUCCGUUGUCUUAUGUACAAAAGCUGGGAUAGUAUUUUUGAAGCUUAACCAGUCUAGUCAAAGGCGAAAUUCAAUGAGCGGGGCCGUCUUGCCCAUCCUGGUUAAUAAACACAAAUUUAAAAAGAUUGAAAAUGUCAAUAGGAUUGUGCAAGUGACUUGUGAUCCAAAAUUUUUAUCGUUUGGGUUCAUACGAGACGAGAUCGAUUUGUUACCAAUGGAGCUUCACAUCAAUGAUUUUAUUAGUGAUGUACAUCAGCUAUCUCCUAUGUCUGACAUGGACUUGUACAGAAAGCAAGAUCAGUUAAUGGAUACUGGAACAGAUAGUGCUCACAGCGAGCAGAAUGAAAUUAAUUGGAGUUUAAUGCAAACGGAGAAGUACUUGUCCCAAAAGUUUGGAUCACAGGAAAACGAUAGUGAGGGUCGGGAUAAGCUUUAUGAUGCCAGUAUAAAACUUGAUGACCUGAAGAGCAUCUUCUUUCACAAGGACUUUCUUCAAAGUGUUUCAACCAAGUUCAGUGAGUUGAUCGAGGAGCAGGGAAACAUGAUUAUAGAAAAACGCUUUCAUGCUAAGUGGAACUCCAUCGAUUCUUGUUUGGAGGUUGGAUCUAAAACAAAAUUUCUUUCUGUACUAUUAUUUAUGCAAAGUGUUUACAUGGGUACUAAAGUGGAUUUAUGGUCCAGCUUUGGGUCACGCCUGAAAGUCCCGGACAACUUAAAGUUAGUUUUUGAUGAGUUUGACGAUCUAUGCAGCUUGUUUCGAGUAAGUUUCGGUUCAAAACAACUUCGACUAGGAUUUACUAAUAUGCUAUCAACGUCAUCCGGAUCUGUCAAGUUUGAUUUAAAGGAUGGGUAUAUGUUUGCUCAUGCAUAUAUUCUCAGGGUGAGAUCGGCAUUUUUUGAAACAAUUUUAUCUGAGAGGUGGGGAAUUUCGUCCCCCAUGGUUCUUGAUUUUACAGGGCUAACUAAAUCACAAAUGGGAAUUGUGUUAAGACAUCUAUACGGUGUUGAAGAUAAGGAUUUGUUAAACUGUUAUAAAUUCAAGUUUGAUGAAUGUGAGACAUUCAUAAAUGAAGCACUUGAGAUGAUUGAAAUUGCUGAUGAGUUGUUGUUGUUCCAAUUGAAGGCAGUGUUUGAAAUUGCAGUUGCUGAGUUGAUUUCGAUGCAGAAUGUAUUGUCAUUGGUCGUUAAUGCCGAUUACAUUUCCGCAAAUAAGUUGUUUUCACAGUGCUGUUGGUUUAUUCAUCAUAAUCUUGAAGUGCUUCUUUAUGACCCGAUGUUUCAAAGCAUUCCCAUGGAAAUCGUGGAAAAGAUUGAACAUUGCUUCGAAUUUGAAACAAAUGAUAAGGAUGAAUUCUGCAAACUGUUCUCAAGCUCGAUAUCUGCCACUCGUUUUGCUUCUGAUUUGAAUCUGCACAAUGAAUACUACAUGAGUGACCGAAAGGGAUUUUCCUCAUUUGAACCAUUGGUUGAUCCACGAUUGGAAGUGAAGAAACCGAAAGAGCCCACAAAGAGAAGAAAGUCAAGAAAGAGCUCUACUUUGAAUGCAGAUAUCGUGGAUUUCAGAAAGAAUUUGGUUGUUGAAAGUAACAGAGAUUCGCCAACUGUUAUUGAAGAAGCAGUUGAAAAUGAAUUUAUUGAAGUUUCAAAAAAAUCAAGGUCCAGGUCGCAGAUAAAAACAAAUCCACAACCACAGAUAAAAGAUCUGAGCCCACCUUUGAGAGAGCAAACAAAGAAUGAUGGUAAAUCUACUAUGCAGAGGAAGACUAGUACUAGCGACUCGCUUAACAAGUUUGCUCAAAUCACUUCGCAAGCAGCGUUAUCACCUCGCUUGACAUGGGCAACUUCACCCCCUUCCACGUCACAUUCACAAGCUCAGAGGUCGGGUUCGAAAUCACCCGAGCCUUUUGCAUUGAUGGGUAAUGCAAAUGACUCGAAACAAUUUAAACCUAAAAUGGGACCUCAUGUGAAACUAUCUCAAAAGGAAAGGAAAAAAUUGGCUGCGGCUACUGCAGCGUCGGUGUUCAAUGAAAAUAUGGAGGCUACUUCAAAGCAAAAGCAAACUGAUGUAGCACCAUGGGCAGCUAUAACCACUGAAAAACCACCAUCUGCUCCCUCUGUAAACUUCCCAGCCUUGGAUGACAAGAGGGUAAAGUCACCAAUUAGCGCUCCAUCAACGAAGUCGUCAUCCAAGUCAACUCGUGAUCUUGCCUCGCCAAUGAUCCAUGCAAAUUCGUCCACCUCCUCGCUUUCCAGUAUUUAUUCCACACCAUCAUUAGCUGAAGUCAUGCGUGGUGAAUCACUGCGAGUAGAAUAUACCCAAGAAAACAAUACACCUAAGAAGUCAUUAGCUGAAAUUCAACAGGAACAAGAAUUCGAGAAGUGGUGGCAAGAAGAAUCUCGCAAAGUACAACAAGAGAUUGGUGGAUUGAAAAUCGACAACAAGAAACAAAAUAGUAAAAAGAGAGUAGAAAAUGGAUAUCGUGGUACUUUUCCCAGAGGCCAAAAUGGAGCCAAGAAGGAUAAGGUCAAGUCGAAGGCAACCACUACGGAAUCAAUGGAAACUAAAAGGAAAUUGUCCAAUGGUAUGUAA